GAUAAAGAAAAACAAUUUAGUAGUAGCCGUUACAGUCCGACGCUAAAUGUAGAGAAAAAUUCGCUGGGGUUUUAGUAUUCAAAGAGUCUGAAGGUGAGAUUUUAUAUCUCUGUUCUGCAGUUUCUUUGAAACCUUGAAAGUAAUUAAAACAAGAAUAAACAAGAUAGCUCUAAGAAAAGAUGGAUGAUUCUCCUGUUAAGGGUCUCACAUUGUCAAGCCCAUUUGGGGAAAAUAAUGAAAAUGAUGAAAGUGGUAGCCCUAAAUUAGAGAACUCUAAGAAAAUUGUGAGGAAGCACUACAUGUCACCAACUAUAUCUGCAGCUACAAAGGCUGCUGCUUUAGUUCCAAGAAAGAAAAUCUUGGCUGAUAGAAAUGAGGGGUUUACUUUUUGUAUGUCGCCAAAAUCCUUGGUUGGUUCUGCUUGUUCCGUUCGAUUUUCUUCUUGUCCUGAUACUGAUUGUGAUGAUAAGCAGAAUAGGUUUGAUGGUGAUUCGUCUUUAAGGGAGAAACCUUAUGAUCCUUUGACCAAUUAUCUUUCUCCUAGGCCUAAAUUCCUGCGGUAUAAUCCGAAUAAGAAGCGCAGGAUCUUUCUGUGCGAAGAAAAUGAAAUCGGGGAGAUAAAAGAUGGGUUGGAUUUUGUUAGUACUCGUAGUUCUUUUGAGUCUGGGGAAGUGGUGGAAGAAAGGAUAUUUGAAGAAGUUUGUGUGAAGAAAGAGGAUGUAGAAUUGGUGAAGACUGAUGAUGAGUGUGAUGAUUACGAAGAUGAAGACGUGGAGGAUUUGGAGGGGAGUGAAGAGUUUGAGGGGAAUAAGUGUUGGGGCUUAUUAAGGAUUCUGAAAUUUUUGCUGGUUUUGGGUUCUUUAAUUCUAUCGACUUCCUUUAUAUACAGCAUGAAUUCCCCUGAUCCUUCACUGAUUCAAGAGGUUGUUUGGGAAUUUAGAGGUGAGUUUGUGAAUCAGAGUACUGUACAUGAAGAAAGUGCAAUAAGAAAGGAGUAUUCUAACAGUGGAUUCGAAGUCAAGUAUGGGAAAGCAGAGGAGUCUCACAUUAGUUGGCUGGAUUUGGUAACACAACAAGAUAUAAUUGAUAAUGAGUUUGCAGAAAUAGGUAUUUUUGUAGGCCAUGGAACUGGUAAUGGACUGUGGGAUAGUACUGUUGGAUUGCCUGGAGUAUCAACCGAGAAAUCUGAAGAUGCUUACAAUGAUUGGUUGAUGAGCAAAGCGGAAGCUUCUGCUACAUUACAGUGGGAAGACCCUAGAAAAAGUGAAGCUAAUACUGAUGAUAAAGUGGUUGAUAGCGAAGCUGAUCAGGAAAUGAGAAGCACUGAGGAGGCUUUCAACCAGGUCCAGGGUGCUGAAACUGUAGAAAUUUUUGAAUAUUUUCGAGAAGAUUUGCUUCCUAAAAUUGAGCCUAGCACUGAUGUGAAUGGUUAUGGUAAUGGUGUGGUGGAUAGUGCUGUUGGAUUGCCUGAAGCAACAAUUGAGAAAUCUGAAGAUGUUUACAGUGUUGAAUCGAUUCGCAAAGUGGAGGCAGAACCAAUAAUAAGUGGAGCUAAUACUGAUAUCGCAGUGGUUGAUAGCAAAGCUGAAACCUUGGAUUCUAGCGCAACUGAAUGCAAAAGGGUUCAGGAAAUGGAAAGUACUGAGGAGGCUUUUGACCAGAUGCAGGGUGCUGAAAUCUUAGAAGUAUUUGAAUCAUUUCAAGAAGAUUUGCUUCCUAUAAUCGAGCCUAGCACUGAUAUGAAUGCGGAAAAUGUGAUGAUGGAAAGUAAAGAUAUCAUAUUACAGUUUAAAGUUCUUGUUCUUGCUGUAUCUUUGAGCAUAAUCGCUGCUUUGGGAUUUCUUUAUCGGGCAAGGAAAAGGAAAACUGGUAGUAAAUAUUCUUGCCCUACACGAAACAACAGUGGCAAAGAAGAUUAUUUGCCUCUGGACACACACCAUCAGAAUGCUGAAACUGCUAAAGCAGCUAAUCGGAUUCAAAACAGCAAUGCAAUAUGUGGCACGAAAGAAGAGAAGAUGAAAAGGAUUGAAUCUGCUGUUAGUCCUUCAACAGCGCCAUUUUCCCCAAUGAAAGUAGAAGCAGAAGAGUUUAGCAGGCGGAGCCAGGCUCCUACAGUUGAGUUGCUUGGAGAGCUUGUAAUUGGAGGAGAGGCAAACCGUUCUUUCAGGAGUAUUAAAAGGAGAAGGGUUCUAGACUCUGGAGUGAAGAAUGGCAACAAUCAUCUUUAUACGCAAAUCUCACUGAGCAAGGACCCUAUCGUUGAGAAUCAAAGUUAUUCACCACAGCCAGGUCUCUCCAAUGCAGCGUCUACUUCAUCACAAAAGAAAAAGAGUUUUUCUAAAAAAGAGCAAACCGAAGGUGGGAAAGUGAGUAGUACAUCAAGUCCAACUCCAGUAAGGCGAUCAAGCAGAAUUCGCAGUAAGGCUGUGUCUCCGUGCUGAAUCAUCUCCACCGAAGAAUUCUUUUGGCCUUUGCCACUUGAAACAUCAUCUUUGCUGUUUCAUUAUGAUGGCACCAUCUUUAUUAUAGUGUAAAUUGCUUAAUCUUUUCCCAUGAAUAUGGGACUAGAUAUAUACAUCUGAAACCUCAUCAUAUCUGAACAGACAUAUAUAGUAUUAUAUCAAAUGAUUUCAUCUUUGAUACAAAAAAAAUUAGUAGCUCACAUCUUAUGAUACACAUGUCCAAUCUUUCUAAGUAGUAU
Daucus carota subsp. sativus is the source of this 2701-nucleotide messenger RNA. RefSeq lists its product as uncharacterized. NCBI's taxonomy places the organism in Eukaryota, Viridiplantae, Streptophyta, Magnoliopsida, Apiales, Apiaceae. Bases 180 to 2441 code for a protein of 753 amino acids. The record is from RefSeq and is a predicted model, not a curated record. The transcript is spliced from 3 exons.